Molecule: messenger RNA, 966 nt
Organism: Truncatella angustata
Lineage: Eukaryota; Fungi; Ascomycota; Sordariomycetes; Amphisphaeriales; Sporocadaceae
Product: alpha carbonic anhydrase
Exons: 4
Coding region: 1-966 (321 amino acids)
Molecular function (GO): zinc ion binding; carbonate dehydratase activity
Source: RefSeq, a predicted model, not a curated record
AUGGACUCGACAAUGUCGAAGCUCCUUGUGCUGGCAGCCAUUGCUAUGCCAGUGCUUGGGUCUUGUGGAUCGCGUACGCAUCUUUCCACUCGAGCGGAAGAUGGUGAAGUCAAAAUCAACACCUUUGGUUAUGCCGGUGCAAUUGGGCCUGAGAACUGGUUCGCUCUAGACACGGCGAAGAAUGGCUUAUGUGCCACGGGCACUCGUCAGUCUCCAAUCGAUAUGGUCGAAGGCCAGUUCCAUGUGCUCGACGCGGCCGAUAUUGUUCUCGAAAUUCCUGAUCAGCCGGAGGGAACCGAAUUUGAGAACCUGGGAACGACGGUUGAGGUUGUAAUGGAAGGCAAGGGAGGGAUAUUGGAGUUGGGAGGUAUCGAAUAUGAACUCAAGCAGUUCCAUGUCCACAACCCCUCGGAACACCUGGACAAUGGCAAUUUUGCUGAGAUGGAAAUCCACAACGUCUUCGAGAGUGCUGCUGGCGAGCUGGCGGUCGUUGGUGUAUAUGUCGAAGCCGACGUGGGAACGGCGUUGACGGUUGCGGCGAGACGCCGGCGCAACGUACUUGCUGAGGCAAUCGCGGGAACCAACUUUACCAUCAUGCCGUCCUCGGCCUUGCCUCAGACCAACGCCGUGUCAUCGCCCAUGCUCGAAACAGUCUUCGAAUCCGUCGAAGAGAUCGCCACGCCGGGCACCAAGGCGACUACCAAGCCACUGGUGUUUUCUGAAUACGUUGCCGCUCUCAAGGCUGGCACCUUCCAGACGUACUCGGGUUCGUUGACGACGCCUCCAUGUAGCGAAGGUGUGAACUGGAUGGUGGCUACUCAGAGGCUCAAGGUGUCGCCAGCUACUCUGCACCGUGUAAGCAACGUGGUCAAGUUCAACCGCAGAAUCACACAAAAUGCGCUCGGAGAGCCGAAUGUCUUGUCAUUCGCUGCUGGCACAUUUUCCAAGAAUGCUACUGUCGUGUAA